Molecule: messenger RNA, 1327 nt
Organism: Suillus plorans
Lineage: Eukaryota; Fungi; Basidiomycota; Agaricomycetes; Boletales; Suillaceae
Exons: 12
Coding region: 171-1166 (331 amino acids)
Source: RefSeq, a predicted model, not a curated record
CCUUGAGCUUGAGGCCUUGAGGCCUCUUCGGAGGCGACGAUCAAUAUGUUCUUCACCAUUAUGCCGAUUUUGGCGAUACAAGCGCUGAACAGUGGUAUAAGUAUCUAGCACGAAUAAUAGAUCUUUAUAAUCCCUAACAUCCCCUACUCGCUCACACCCAUUCCUCAGAUAUGACCUACGUCUCAAAUGAUCCCAGCUUUUGGCCGAUGAUCGAUUGGAAUAUUGCUUUCGGCUAUUGGACGGUUGCCACAGGCCUCGUGGUAGUAUACGAUUGGAUGCUAACUCUCGCACAAGAAAUUGAACUGAUCUGGGGACAACGCUGGUCUCUCAUGACUGCGCUAUAUAUCCUUGUACGCUAUGCUGGAAUACCAUACUCCGUGUAUGUUUUGAAGCCAAUAAGUUGGUGUGGUACUAAUAGCUCGCGUUAUCAGUAUCAAUGUUCUGUUCUUUAUGCCAAUGAUCUCGCUGACAGAUGCAGCAAUGUUGUGUACCGCGCAGUAAAUGGGAUGAGUGUGGUCGUACCUGCCAUGUUGGGCGUCAUCAUGAUUGCUCGGUUGCAUGCCAUGUAUCAGGGAUCUAGAACCAUGCUUAUCUUCCUUGUUAUUAUCUUCCUGGCCAUAAACAUCGCCUGCGGAGUAAUUACGGCAAUAGGACUCAAGAAUACCGCAGCGGAGGAGCUGAUACUCUCUGGCGUGUAUAUGUGCUAUAAUGGACCUGAUGGGGACGGCCAGCUUCUGAUUUCAAUGGUUUGGCUGCUCAACACUGUUUGGGAGGUCUUCGCACUCUGCCUUUCAGUCUGGAUUGCUGUGAAACACUUCCGUGACCUGCGACGACUCGGUCCCUUAACAGGAUUGACUAUCGGGGACUGUUUCACAGUGCUGAUAAAAUCUCAUGUGAUUUAUUUUGCAAGCUUUGUUUGUGUCUCUUGCAUCCAACUUAUCACUUUCGUCCCAGAGCUCGAGAAUCCAAGUUCUAACGAAGUUGUGAUACUCUAUGGUGCUGCUCAGAUUUUAUUUAGUGUGCAGAUGUUCGUGCUGGGACCACGCCUCAUCCUUAGCGUUCGACAGUAUCACGCUAAACUCGUGUCCAACUCCGACGCAGAAUUCAGCAUGAAUUCGAUUGUCUUCGAAGAGCGUGUCCACGUACCAACUAGCAGUACUGUGUAGGGAAUUGCUUGCCGAGUGUUCUGUACGGAGGAGAAAUUGGUCAGGGAUCCGUCAUACCAUUUAUUUAUUUUAGUUCUGGUGCUCCAAAGUAUAUUUUAGACCGGGUUUAUGUAGAUAUUCCUUAUUGUAUUACUACUAGAUGUCAGUGAACUGCCCGCCCA